Molecule: messenger RNA, 480 nt
Organism: Helobdella robusta
Lineage: Eukaryota; Metazoa; Annelida; Clitellata; Rhynchobdellida; Glossiphoniidae
Exons: 4
Biological process (GO): protein targeting to membrane; peptidyl-L-cysteine S-palmitoylation
Cellular component (GO): endoplasmic reticulum; Golgi apparatus
Molecular function (GO): protein-cysteine S-palmitoyltransferase activity
Source: RefSeq, a predicted model, not a curated record
GUGUUGUUUCUGUUCGUAGUCUGCAAUUUCAUGCUGUCGACAUUCCUUGAUCCUGGGAAGUACCCAAAAGCACAUGAAGUGAAGGACAACAAUGCACCUAUGUACAAGAAUGUGGAAAUUGAAGGGACAAGUGUUUCAUUGAAAUGGUGCAGAACCUGUAAGAUGUACAGACCACCAAGAACUACACAUUGCAAUGAAUGCAAUUACUGUGUUGAGAUAUUCGACCACCACUGUCCGUGGGUGAACAACUGCAUCGGGCGAAGGAACUACCGCUACUUCCUGCAGUUCCUGUGGCUGCUGAUCAUGCAUAUGCUCUUCCUCUUCUCGCUGCUCGUCGUCUUCAUCUGGCAACAUAGACACGACCUCAAGGCCUCCAACAUUAUCAUCGCGUUUUGCAUAUUGAUUGUGAUUGGUCUGUUGUGCUGGCCAAUCACGGGGCUGGCUAUGUUUCACGUCAUGCUAGUCAGCAGAGGAAGGACA